AUGGCAUUAGCUGAAACUGUUUAUAGAAAGAUUAAUAAAUUGGGUAUUAUACCAAAACUAAUACAUUUACUACCUAAAUUAUCAUUCAUAUUUGCUGCUUUAAGUGUUGCUUGGUUAUGUUAUUUACCAUUGGAUGGGAAUUAUAGAAAUGUAUAUAUUUCUGAAAACGCUUUGAUGCCUGCCCAGGUUACACUGUAUUUUAGGGAAUCUGAAUGGAAUGUAGUCCGAGGUUAUAGAGAAGAAUUUGGUAAAUUAGAAAACCUAUCAUUAAAUGAAAGAAAUUCAAUGGUUGAAUCAUGGUUAAAAGAUUUAAAUUUACAAGUUUCAUAUCAUAAUAAUCAAACUUUAUACAGUAUAAUGCAUGCUCCAAGAGGUGAAAAUACUGAAGCAAUGGCAUUAGUUGUACCUUGGUUUAACUCAGAUAAAGAAUAUAAUGAAGGUGCUUUAAGUUUGGCUCUUGCUUUAAUUCGUUAUUUUAAUAAAAUGUCAAUUUGGUCAAAGAAUAUUAUUUUAAUAUUCCCCGAGAAUUCAGGUAAAGUUCUAAGAUCUUGGGUUGAAGCUUAUCAUACUACAUUAGAUGAAACUGCUGGUUCUAUUGAAGCUGCUAUUAUAAUGGAAUAUGGUAAACAAGGUGAUUAUUUUAAUUAUUAUCAAAUGUUUUAUGAAGGUUUAAAUGGUCAAUUACCAAAUUUAGAUUUAUUAAAUACGGCAAAUUUAAUUAGUUCUCAUGAAGGUAUAUCGAAAUCAAUACAGGGUUAUAAAGAUAAUUUAAUGAAUUUUAAUACUAGAUUAAAUACAUUAUUUAAGGGCAUAUUGAAACUUAGUUUAACUGGUUUAACUAAUGAUUUAUAUGGAUGUGAAGCAUUUUCAGGGUGGCAAAUACAAGCAUUUACAAUAAAAGCAGUGGGAAGUGCAGGUCAUGAUGUUACUCAAUUUGGAAGAAUUGUUGAUUCAACAUUUAGGUCAGUUAAUAAUUUAUUAGAAAAAUUUCAUCAAUCAUUUUUCUUUUAUUUGAUGUUAUCACCAAAGAAUUUUGUUUCAAUUGGUACUUAUUUACCUAGUGCUGUAUUGUUAGCAGUUUCAUUUGCAUUAAGUUCAUUAAGUUCAAUUUUAAAUAAUAUUAAAGUUGAAAUGAUAUUUGAUAAUUUAACAUUUUUCCUUAAUAUUAUAGCAUUUGUCGAAAUUGGAUGUUUAAUAAUUGCAUUUACAUUACCAAAUACUCAAUUUUUUGAAAUUGGAAUGAGUUUAUUAGGUGUAAUAUCAUUAUUACCAAAUUUUGAAUUUAAAAAUAAUCAGUUUUCAUUUGCAUUAAUUUCAAUAUCAUUAUUUUUUAUAAGUUUAUUAAUUACAGCUUUAUUAAUUGUUCAUUUUUCAUUAGCUUUUAUAAUUGGUUUAUUAGGAUUUCCUUUAACAUUUAUACCCACAUUAUUAAAACAAAGAAAAGUUAAAAUAGCCAAAUUAAUUUCAAUCAUUUCGAAUCCAUUUUUCAUCAUAUAUAUAGGAAGUCGAUAUCUUGAACAUCCAGAAAUUUAUUCAAAAUUAUUAACUUCAUGGAAUGAUUUACAGUGUUGGACUUGGUUUAUAGUUAUGCUUGGAUGGUUUCCAUCUUGGAUUUUAAUUACAAUAAGCAUAAUAGGAUAUAAAGAAGUAGAUGAAAUUAAAAAAGAUAUCUAA
Molecule: messenger RNA, 1674 nt
Organism: Insectozyma verbasci
Lineage: Eukaryota; Fungi; Ascomycota; Pichiomycetes; Serinales; Debaryomycetaceae
Source: the annotation of a GenBank genome assembly